Camponotus floridanus (Florida carpenter ant) is the source of this 1062-nucleotide messenger RNA. RefSeq lists its product as uncharacterized. The coding region runs from base 1 to 1062 and encodes 353 amino acids. The record is from RefSeq and is a predicted model, not a curated record. The transcript is spliced from 3 exons. Lineage: Eukaryota; Metazoa; Arthropoda; Insecta; Hymenoptera; Formicidae.
AUGGCUUCAAAUGAAGAUUAUUCAUCAAGUACAUCAUCUGACGGUGCAGUUUUACAAAGACCUUCAAAAAUACUGCGACUGCAAUCAGACAGCGAGAAAAGUUCAUUGAGUAGUUCAUCGGAUAUGAUAAGAGCUUCUACGGUACGUCGGCGCCGAAUUGAGUCUGACAGUGAAACUGAAGAUAGCGAUAACAAUGAAGAUGAUAUACCAGAAGAGUUUGAUGUGAAUUGGAGUAUUCCGUUAAGUAAUAAAACCAACAUCACAUUUUCUGAUUCGUCAGAACUGCAAUCGCAUCGUUUAGAUCAAUGGUAUGAAACAAAUCCUAAUGAAAUAAAACGUUUCUUUGGUCUAAUUAUAUGGAUGGGAUUAGUGCGAUUACCGAAAAUUGAGUUCAAUAAUGAAGAAAAUGAUCCUAAAAAUAGAUUAUCUAAAGUUGCUCCUAUUAUCAAUCAUUUGAACAGUAAUUUUAAGAAAUAUUAUAAACCAGAUGAGAUACUAUGCGUGGAUGAAUCCUUAGUGCCAUUUCGAGGCCGCAUAGUAUUUCGCCAAUAUAUAAAACAAAAACGUCACAGAUAUGGCAUUAAAGUUUUUAAAUUAUGUAGUGGGCCAGGAUAUACUUAUUCAUUUCGAAUCUACACGGGCAAAGACGAAAAUACAAAUGAAAUAUCUGGAAAUAAGUCGACUGAGAUUGUAAUGGCUCUUUGUCAAGAUAUUUUAGGCAAAGGCCACACUAUCUGCACAGAUAAUUGGUACACAAGCGUUGACCUGGCGGAAAGAUUAACUGAUAUGCGUACACAUUUAUUGGGUACCCUACGAAAAAGUCGGCGCGGCAAUCCAAAAGAAGUAGUGGCCCAAAAAUUAAAACGUGGAGAUGUUAUCGCGCGAGAAAAUAAAAAUGGAGUAACUAUCUUAAAAUGGAAAGAUAAAAGAGAUGUGUUGAUGCUAUCUACAAAACAUUUAGCAGAAAUGACAACUAUACAGAAAAGAAACUAUACAAAAGAAAAGCCAAAAAUGGUAGUUGAAUAUAAUUUAGGGAAAUCUUCAGUCGAUUUAUCUGAUUAA